AUGAGCUUCAAAAGAACUAAGGCAGAGCUUAACAAGGAACUACUGCAGAAUGCUCGGUUUGGAAACACAAAGAAUUUCAAAAUAUGUUUAAAAGAUGGAGCAAAUGCUAUCUUUCAAGACUUGGAUGGUUUAAAUGCACUUCACUACGCUGUAAGAAAGGAGCAUAUAGAAAUAGGAAAGUUGCUUAUUGACUCUGGCAGUGAUCUCAACUUACAGGACGACAUUGGUUUUACUGCACUUCACCAAGCUGCAUUUAAAGAACAAACAAAAUUCGCAAAGUUACUAAUUGCCGGUGGUAUUUAUCUCAAUAUACAGAACAGGUUUGGAAAAUCUGCACUUCACGUUUCUACAUCAAACAAGAAAACAGAUAUCGUCAAAUCACUAAUUGAAGGUGGAAUUGAUCUCAAUUUGCAGGACAAGGAUGGUUUGACCGCACUGCAUGCUGCUACAAGAAAAGAGCAUACACAAAUUGUCCAAUUGCUUAUUGACGAAGGUAGUAAACUCAAUGUGCAGGACAAGGAAAAGAAAUCUGCACUUCACUUUGCAACAUUAAACAAGAAAACAGAUAUCGCCAAAUCAUUAAUUGACGGUGGUAUUGAUCUCAAUUUGAAGGACAAGGAUAAAAAGUCUGUAUUUCAUCGCGCUAUAUUACUCAGGAACACAGAAAUUCUCAAAUUUCUAAUUGAAGGUGGUAUUGCUCUCAAUUUGAAGGACAAGAAUGGUUUGACAGCGCUACAUGCUGCCACAACAGAAGAAAAUACUAAAAUUGUCCAUUUGCUUAUUGGCCAUAGUACUGAUCUCAAUUUAAAGGACAAGAAUGGACAAUCUGCACUUCACUACGCUACAGCAAAUAAGAAUACCGAAAUCACCAAAUUGCUAAUUGACGGUGGAAUUGAUUCCGAAUUACAAGACAAGGAUGGGUGUACUGCACUACAUGCUGCUACAAAUAAAGAAAAUACAAAACUUGUCGAAUUUUUAAUUGGUCAUGGUCGUGGUCUUAAUUCACAGGACAAGAAUGGACAAUCUGCACUUCAUUACGCUACAGCACAUAAGAAUACCGAAAUCAACAAAUUACUAAUUGACGGUGGAAUUGAUUCCGAAUUACAAGACAAGGAUGGGUGUACUGCACUACAUGCUGCUACAAAUAAAGAAAAUACAAAAAUUGUCCAAUUUUUAAUUGAGUCUGGUCGUGGUCUUAAUUUACAGGACAAGAAUGGAAAAUCUGCACUUCACUACACUACAACACAUCAGAAAACCGAAAUUGCCAAAUUACUAAUUAAAGGUGGAAUUGAUCCCAAAUUACAAGACAAGGAUGAUUGUACUGCACUACAUGCUGCUACAAGUAACGAAAAUACAAAACUUGUCCAAUUUUUAAUUGGUCCUGGUCGUGGUCUUAAUUUACAGGACAAGGAUGGACAAUCAGCAUUUCACAAUGCUGUAUCGACUUCCAAAACAGGACUCGUCAAAAUACUAGCUACUGGUGGUAGUGAUGUCAAUUUACAGAACAAGCAUGGUUGGACCGCCCUUCACAGUGGUGCAUGGAUCGGGGAAGUAGAAAUAGUAAAUCUGAUUAUUGAUAUAGGCAAUCAUAUCAAUGUAAAGGCAAAGCAAAUCCAUGAGAGUACCAAGUAG
Molecule: messenger RNA, 1632 nt
Organism: Mytilus trossulus (common blue mussel)
Lineage: Eukaryota; Metazoa; Mollusca; Bivalvia; Mytilida; Mytilidae
Product: putative ankyrin repeat protein RF_0381
Exons: 18
Coding region: 1-1632 (543 amino acids)
Biological process (GO): regulation of gene expression
Cellular component (GO): nucleus
Molecular function (GO): protein binding
Source: RefSeq, a predicted model, not a curated record